UUCUACUUAAAAAAGAAAGUGUCCUAAUUACGGGGAUUAAAUUGAGGCAGACGCGGUGGUUGGUGUAAAGACAUUAAUAUCCUUUUAUCACUCUCAACAACUCUACGCUCUUGUCCUUUAUAAUCCACAUCGUAUGCCGUAAUUCGGAUUGAUCACAUGUGAUAUUUUCAUCUUCACGCAUUUGGGACGGAAAUGGGCUCCACACUGGGUCCCAACUGUAAUACAAUCUUGCCCUUUCGAUUCAUGGACCAUAGAGCUAAAGUCUACCCACUAUACGGUAGAGUCACCACCGCAGGAUCAUUUCCUCCCAAACAUACACGCACAGAGGAAGAAAAAAAAAAAGGAAAGAAAUAUUGAAAUAUUCACUCAGUACAGAGACAAAAGAAAAAAAGGAAAGACGCGUCGUGCCAGGCUGGCUCUGUCCACCAUUGCUGGGUCCCACACUUGACCCAUAAUAAAAAGAGAACAAAUCACAUUGAAUUUACAAAUUUAACCUUCUCUCUUCCCUCUUAUUCUUCUUCUUCUUCUUCUUCUUCUAACCAACACCGACACACACACCGCCACUAUGCCACCAACGUAUCGCAGUCUGUUUGUUGUGCUUCUAUUCUUGAUCACUAAUGGCAGCUCCACCGACCUCCCUUUUUUCAGAGAAGCGCCGGCAUUUCGAAACGGCCGAGAAUGCUCCAAACCCAGAUGGUCCUCGGCCGACAAGAAAUCUCAUUCCCACCCUUCAAUCAUCCACAUAGCCAUGACACUCGACACCGUCUAUCUUCGAGGCUCCGUCGCCGGCGUGCUUUCCGUUCUCCAGCACGCUUCUUGUCCCGAGAAUGUUGUGUUCCAUUUCAUCGCUACCCAACGCCGUAGCCCAGAGCUGCGUCGUAUCAUUUCCACUACCUUCCCUUACCUCGACUUCCAUCUUUACCUCUUCGAUCCCAACCUCGUCAAGGGCAAGAUCUCCUCCUCCAUACGCAGAGCUCUCGAUCAGCCAUUGAACUAUGCCAGGAUCUACCUCGCCGAUCUCUUGCCCGCCACCGUUCGUCGCAUUAUCUACUUCGAUUCCGAUCUCGUCGUAAUAGAUGACGUGGCGAAACUGUGGAGUAUCAACCUGGGUACACAUGUCCUGGGUGCUCCCGAGUACUGGCACGCCAACUUCACCAACUACUUCACUCCUAAAUUCUGGUCGAACGCGGCUUUUGCGGCCUCCUUUAAGGGGAGGAGGCCGUGUUAUUUUAACACGGGGGUGAUGGUNNNGUACUGGAUGAGGAUUCAAAAGAGGAUCAGGAUUUACGAGCUGGGAUCGCUGCCUCCGUUUCUUCUGGUAUUCGCCGGCGAUGUUGAGAGGGUGGAACACAGGUGGAACCAGCACGGUCUCGGUGGGGAUAACCUGGAAGGGCGGUGCAGAGAUCUGCACCCAGGACCCGUGAGCUUGCUUCACUGGAGCGGAAAGGGGAAGCCAUGGCUGAGGAUCGACUCCAAGAAACCGUGCCCGUUAGAUUCCUUGUGGGCCCCAUACGAUCUCUACCGACACCCUUCUCUGUUUUCGGAUGGCUGAUGAGUCGAGAGAGUCCAUCGCGAUUCCUAGAGGUCCUAUCUCCGACGGAACCGAGAAACAAUAGAAACGCGCCGGAGGAAGACGAAGAGGAUAGAGGCGGAAAGGAAGAGUCGGGGGAGCUGUGAUGUGAACUGUUAUGGCAAGGAAGGGGGGGAAAGGAAAGUGACGGUGGAUGACAGUUACAAUGAAGUAUGAUUGACGGCUGUGAUUGCGGAUGACCGCGUUUUGAAAUAUGAUUGGUUGCAUGGGUAAAGAUGUUCCGGAUUGGAAUAAAAAGUAUGGAUGAGAGUAGGUGGUGGUAAUUGAAGAAUUUGAAAAUCUCCAGAAAAAGGUGGUAUUAUUAUUACACACAGUAAAAAGUAGACGGUAUGGUGGCACGUGGCCAGAUGUUUCCCACUUUAUUCAAUUCUUAAUUUGGGUUGUCUCCAGAUCACAUUUCAUAGAAUCUAGAUAGUGUGACACAGUGUAAAAUGUACAGAUGGAUUUGUACGUACAUGAAUCUGUAUGUCUUACGUAUUACAUUAAAUUUAUUACUUUAUUUCCUGUAAAAAUUGAAAGAAAGAAAAAGAAAACAAAGGUAUAAGAAUAGCCCAUAUAUAUUCUUUUA
Messenger RNA from Carica papaya (papaya), 2159 nucleotides. RefSeq names its product galacturonosyltransferase-like 3 (gene GATL3). Gene Ontology annotation, molecular function: glycosyltransferase activity. Gene Ontology annotation, cellular component: Golgi apparatus. The record is from RefSeq and is a predicted model, not a curated record. Lineage: Eukaryota; Viridiplantae; Streptophyta; Magnoliopsida; Brassicales; Caricaceae.